AUGGCCGACCGAGGAGGAUCUCCUGGAGGCUCCAAGGAACCUGUCACCUCCUCGACGACGCCCAAUGUGCUCCGCAUCAAGCGAGACCUCGCGGACUUCAACGCCGACCCUCCGCCGGGAAUAUUCAUGGCGGCCCACGAAGACAACAUCACGAGCAUCGACGCCAUUGCGAUGGGUGCAGCAAACACACCUUACGAAGGUGGAUUCUUCCACUUCUCCCUCCAGUGUAGCAGUGAGUACCCUCUCAAGCCGCCCCAGGCUCGCUUCAUGACCACCGAUGCCGGUCGUAUGUGGUUCAACGCACACCUGUACCGCGAUGGUUCAAUCUGUCUGAGCACACUUAACACCUUCGGACAGACCUGGACUCCAGCCAUGUCCCUGAGUUCGCUGCUCCUUUCGAUCCAGUCCCUGCUGUGCGAGCUCCCGAAGUUCGCGGAUAAAGAGAGCUCGAAGCAGUUUGAAGAGGUAAUACGGCACGAGACAAUAAGAGUAGCCGUGUGCGACACCGUGGAAGCCUGUUUUGGGGAGAAGCCUCCCUUCCCGCCAGCACUCAGGGACAAAGUUCUCGAGAAAUUCAUGGAGCUGUACCCGAUGUACGAAAGCGAGGUGCAAGCAAAGCUGCACCUAUCUGGGACACAAAUUGCGGAAAAUAUGCUGGGGAAUAAGGUCACGUGUCAGUACGAAGCGCUGCUCGCAAGACUGCAAGAUCUCAAGAAGAAGAUCGAGAAGAAGAACGAAGCGGCUGUUCCAAAUGCUGACCAGUGA
Messenger RNA from Dermacentor silvarum, 765 nucleotides. Its product is annotated as ubiquitin-conjugating enzyme E2 Z. Gene Ontology annotation, molecular function: cysteine-type endopeptidase inhibitor activity; ubiquitin conjugating enzyme activity. Bases 1 to 765 code for a protein of 254 amino acids. Gene Ontology annotation, biological process: negative regulation of apoptotic process. Gene Ontology annotation, cellular component: nucleus. The record is from RefSeq and is a predicted model, not a curated record. Lineage: Eukaryota; Metazoa; Arthropoda; Arachnida; Ixodida; Ixodidae. The transcript has a single exon.